Messenger RNA from Myxocyprinus asiaticus (Chinese sucker), 6286 nucleotides. RefSeq names its product chromobox homolog 1b (HP1 beta homolog Drosophila) (gene cbx1b). Bases 1488 to 2204 code for a protein of 238 amino acids. Gene Ontology annotation, cellular component: nucleus; pericentric heterochromatin. Gene Ontology annotation, biological process: chromatin organization; negative regulation of transcription by RNA polymerase II. Gene Ontology annotation, molecular function: chromatin binding. The transcript is spliced from 5 exons. Lineage: Eukaryota; Metazoa; Chordata; Actinopteri; Cypriniformes; Catostomidae. The record is from RefSeq and is a predicted model, not a curated record.
GAAACUUAUUAAACAAUGACCCCAUCAUUUUCCCUUUUCAAUAUAACUAAUAUAACAUUAACCUUGUCCCUGACAACCAUGUCACUCGUGUCUGUUUGCUGUUAGCCAGCUAUAGUUUGUCAGUGCAGUCAGUAAUGUAGCAGAUUGAAAGGUAAACAUCAGAGCAUCUUUUUGCAGCUCAGCAGACAAUGGUGCGGUGGUGGAUUGUCUGAUGAGCAGUGAUUUCAUGCCAUGUUGUUACUUAGUUGGUGAGACACAAUGCUGGAAAGUAAAAUAAACAACGUCUGUCUUUGACAACGAGCUUAUAGCUAACUAGCUAAUCACGUGGCUACUUUCAGUAACUACGUUUCCAUCCAUUUUUUGCGAAAAACGUUUUAGCGCAUCAAAAUAAAGCUAAUGGAAACACAAAUUAUCGCUAAAAUUUCACAAGUGUCGACAUAAUAUUUUUUCGUAUAACUCUAGCACAUAAACUUACCCCAAUCAUUAGCCUGUGUUAAUCAUGACGACAAGAUAUAGGAUCCUUGAAAGCCAAUUAUGGAUUGAUCUUAACAGCAUAAAGAUCCGAUCACUGCAAACACAUCUGCAUCAUGACACUUCCAGGAGUACCAACACAAAUAUCUCGUAUCAAGACAUGCACAUUGACAAGUGCACGGAGAUCAAAUUAAAGGCCACUGUUUGCGAAUAAUUUAAUCGCUGUAGACAUCCGUUUAUUUAUUAAAGUUGCUUUUUCACACCAAUCAAAAUAAUAGAUGGCAGUCACGGAAUUAGCCCACAAUACAAAAAACAUAUAAUUUCUGCGCACAAAGAGGUUUUAAAUAAAAAAUAAAUACACAAAACUAGGAGUAAACCUUCAGUGUGCUUUUUUGGAACACUAACAUAUAGCCCAAUUAUAUCAAAUUAUUGUUUAGCUUACUUUUGAAAAAAUACUGGCAAAAUUCCCUGAAUUAAAUUAAAUAAAUUACCAAACGAAAAACGAAUAAUAAAAAAAAUAAAAAAAUUACCAAACGAAAAAAAUUAUAUUUUUAGAUCUAUAUAUGCCUUUUCUUUAAACAAAUGUAAAUUAGCCUUACCCUGUUCUGUAGAUGAAUAAAGUCGGCUGAAUGACAUUUUCUACACUUCAAGACUAUAAACUAUCAGAACUAUUUUUCCAGUGCGGAGUUCACUUUCAGAAAACGAGCUUUUGAACCUUUUAAAUAUUUAUAAUCUAACCCUCCUUACCUCAGAUUUCAUUUGCUGAGCUUCUUCAGAAAAUGUAAAUUGCAUUAUGACAUUAAAUUAAUUUUAGAUGACACUGAAGUUCAGUUGGUCGUUAAAAGUUGCUGGACAAAUAUGCGGGACAUAAUGCAGUUGUGAUGGCAAUGCUUUAGAUUAGAUGAUUGUUCAAAAUAGCCUAUUGAAUAUCAGGAAUGUAUCAUAUGUAAACCCUGAUAUUACACUGCAUCAGUUUUUCUUUAAUAGCUGUGCACACAGCAUAUACACAUCAAUGGAUGGUCCUUAUACUAAGACUGAAAAUUUCCCAACUACUUGGUGCAGGUUGCCAGCUUGAACAGGGCCAUGACAAUUCGCUUUCGGGUCAGAACCGGUGGCAACCUGCGAUAGGCGCAACAUCAGGACCGAUAUUACAGUCCUAUCAGAAGGCUCCAGUUUCUCAAUCUGAGCCCAAGCAAUCAACAGCUGGGAAGAAGCAGAACAAAAAGAAAGUAGAAGAGGUGGUGGAGGAAGAAGAAGAAGAGUAUGUUGUGGAGAAGGUCCUGGAUCGGCGUGUGGUGAAGGGAAGAGUUGAAUACCUCCUCAAGUGGAAAGGCUUUUCUGAUGAGGACAACACCUGGGAACCAGAAGACAACCUGGACUGUCCUGAUCUCAUAGCAGAAUUCCUUCAGUCGCAGAAAACUGCUGAAUCUGGAGGCAAGAGGCGGGCCGAGACAGAUGGUGAUGGAAAGGAGUCUAAAAAGCGCAAAGACGAGCCUGAGAAACUCAGAGGUUUUGCACGUGGUUUGGAUCCUGAGAGGAUUAUUGGUGCUACAGACUCAAGUGGAGAACUCAUGUUCCUCAUGAAAUGGAAAAACUCUGAUGAAGCCGAUCUUGUACCAGCCAAGGAGGCGAAUGUAAAGUGUCCACAAGUUGUCAUUUCUUUUUACGAGGAACGCCUCACAUGGCAUUCAUACCCUACUGAAGAGGAAGAAAAGAAGGAUGACAAAAACUAGACAAAAAAGAUGUAAGGGACAGUUAUUUUCAAUUGUGGUCAUUGAAAUGCGUAUUCAAUUGUUUUCUCCUAAAAAGAUGGCAAAAGAAAGAUUUCUAAAAAAAAAACAAAAAAAAAAAAAAAAACAAUAUUAUAAACUGUAAUCUACAUAGGUUUCAGCAUAUUUUUAGUUUUGUCACCAUUGCCAUAGAGAAGGCAUAUACAACAUUGCUGUUUCAGUGUGAGUGACAGGUGACAUGACUGUGCACCUUUAAUGUAUUCUUCAUGCUUUUUAAUAACAUUUUAUUGACAUUCAUAAAACCCAUUAAGAGAGAUUCACAGACUGUAAAUCAUACACGUGAAAUAGUGGAGUCCUUUAAAAGUUGUUUCAUGUUGAAAAUGUUGAAGCUGUCCCCUAUCCCUGUGUAGAUUACAGUGUUUAGUCUAUCAUACUGGAUCAGAUUCAUUUGAUGCUGUAGCAGUCUCAAAAACUUCCUGAUAUGAUAAUCCUUAAAGGAAAAGUUAACCCAAAAAUGGAAAUUCUCUCAUUUACUCACCCUCAUGCCAUCCCAGAUGUGUAUGACUUUCUUUCUUCUGCAGAACACAAAUAAAGAUUUUUAGAAGAAUAUCUCAGCUCUGUAGGUCCAUACAAUGCAAGCCAAUGGUGACCAGAACUUUGCAUAAAAGUAUUCCAUAUGACUCCAGUGGUUUAAUGAAGCGAUCUAAUCGGUUUUGGGUAAGAACAGACCAAAAUGUAAUUCCUUUUCACUGCACAUCUUGCCAUUGAUGGAUUACAUUUAUGAUGGCUUUACAUAAAAAAUGUUUUGAGCUUCAAAGUUUUGGUUACCAUUCACUUGCAGUGUAUGGACCUACAGAGCUGAGAUAUUCUUUAUAAUGUGGCAUGGGGGUGAAUAAAUGAUGAGAGGAUUUUCACUUUUGGGUGAACUAUUCCUUUAAUUUUAUGUACAUAUUACUAAUGUUAAAGUAUUACUGCCUUAACAAAUUAUAAAGAAAAUUACAAUUUUAUACAUCUGUCAAUACAGGUGGUCACUGAAUCCAUAACUGAAUCUAGAAAGGCCUGUGGAAAAGGAGGUACAGAUUAGGGCACAAAUAUUGGCCUUAUUUAGUAUUCAGACCUGGCUUCCAUAUGAUUGGUUUUAUAAAGACAUGCCAGCAGCUGUUACUAUUCCAUUAAUUUGCCCAUGAACUAUAACAUGUCUGGUAUUACCAUAGGUGCUGUUUGUGAGUCAGCCCCAUUGAAUAUUAAGAUACAAGUAUUUCUUGUCUUGACAUUGUGUUUGUAAAUAUGAUUUUGUAAAAAAAAAAAAAAUUAUACAGUUUUUUAGCACAUCAGCAUCACUAUGUACAGUCACUUGGAGUUUAGUUGUUACUUUGAUUCUCGUCUUAUUACUGUCACACAGCAAAGUAGAAUUGUAACAUUCCUUUAGAAAUUUAAGUACAUUUUAUGUUAACAGUUGUAUGCUAGUUUUGUUUAAUCAUGCUAUUAUUGCAUAUUAUCCAAGUGCAUCUGCCAUUUAAUUACCAUUUUCAAAAAUAAAAAGCUUUGUUGUAAUUGUCAAAACUGGAAGUAAAAAAAUGCAUAUUGCUUUUAUUAUCGUCUAGAUCAGUGGUUCUCAACUGGCAGGACAUAACCUAAUAAUGGGUCAAAGUUCUGCUCUGAUAAGAUAAAACAAUGCUAAAUAAAUAUGAUAAUGAUAAUAAAAAAAUCCUUGCAAGGUCAAAGAAAAUAUUACCCAGACUACCUUAAAUAUGGGUUCACUUGUUAGUCUGCUUAAUUACAGUUCUGUUGUUUAUGCAUUUACAAUAUUUUCAAUUUUACUGUUCAGUCUACUGUAUAUCAUGUUGAUAAUUUUGCUUAUUGCUGGGCAUAUGCAGUUCAUCAUAAUAAUAAAUGUCAAUGUUUGAUUUUUAGGACUUUUUUUUAUUAUUAUUUAUUAAUAUUAGAUACUAUGUUGUGUCACCACUUAAUUUCAAAAGUAAAAUCUGGGUCCUGAAGCAAAACCAGCUGAGAACCACCAUACUCCCAAAGGAUGUAUUAAAUUUUUAUUUUAGAACCAAGCACUAGUACAGGGGUUUCAGACGGGGCUGCAGAAAGUUUUAUUUAAAACAAUAAAUAAAAAAUAUUAAAAAUGUGACAAACAAAACUAAGACACUGGGUGCUGUUGAAAACUCAACACAAUCACACUAAACUAAGAAAUUUGUGGCAAAUUCGUGUGACUUGAAACUAUGAAAACAUAUGUCUUAUACAUCAACCAAUCACAUACGCUUCACAAACACCAGGAGUGUCAAUUUCUUCUAUAUUACACAUAAAGCCUUAUUAAACAUUAAUAUCAUGGUUAUGUUUACACUCUUGGUGGGGUAAGGUGUUACACUUUAUGGUUAGGUUUAGGGAUGGGGUUUGGGUUAGGGGUUAAAGUUACCAAAACAUGACACAUGGGGAACUACAAGAACACAACCCUAAUAGCACAUGUACAACACCCAGAUGUUUAUUUCAUGUGUGUGUUUACAUCUAGAAGACAUUUUUUUUUUUUACGUUGUUUGCUCAACUGCAAUAUGUCUUCAUUGACAUAUUGCUUAUGUCAAUAAGUAUGGCUCGGAUGUCAAUAAGACAUUCAGCAGAUGUCUUUGAGACAUUUAUGAUUUAGAAUGUUUGUAAAUCUGAUCAUUUUAUGAUGUUUAGCAGAUGUUAAUUAGAUUGUGAUGCUUUCCAGAAAAAAAUAUCUAAAACAGACUUCUUGGAGAUGUACGUGUGCUAUUUGGGAAGCGUCUCUCAUUGGUGGGUGUACAAUUUCAUAUGAAUUAACGAGGACGAAUUGGUAUGAAUUCGCCACUUCAUAUUAUUGUGAUGAAUUCUCUUGAGAUCAGGUUGAAUUUUUGUUGCCGUUGUUGUUUUUACCUUAGUCUAAAUUAAUUUGAAACUUAUAGAGCAGUGAGGCGGGGAUUAACUACUAAAGUGGAAAACCUAUGGGGAAGUCUUCAACACAGGGUUGGCCCCCGUGGUCUCAUAAAAGAGGUUAUGCGAGUGACUGGAGUGUGCUGUAGUGUAACAUUCAGGGCUGUGAGUAUAUACUUAACCAGUUUACCUCCCAAAAUGAGUUUGCAUGGUAGAGGUGAUAAUAUAUGUGUGCAGAAACAGCUGUCUGAAAACUAGCAAUUACUGUAAGUAUCAGUAUUUGAAGAAAAGUCAACCUCAUUUUGUUACAAGAUUACAUUUGCAAAGAGUCUUUAGGUCCUUUCCCAGUGCAGGAACCAAAGCCUGUUUUAGGUACUUUUUCUCUUAACUACUUUUUGUAAUUUUCGCACAUGAGGAACUAUAGUUCCUCUUUACCAUUUCAAGGGACUUUUUGAUCUGCCACACUGGAGUAGGUACUUUUUGAGAGAAGAGGGACUGUGGGAGGUGCUUCAACCUGUGAUCAAACACGUAUGAUGGAAAAAGCAAUGAGAAACACGAAGAGUCGACAGCCGCCAUGAGUAAACAAACUUGUAGCUGCCAGCCAGCUACUGAGUUGAGCUAAUUUUCCAAUUUCCUUAUCAGAAAUAACAUAAAAACAGCAAAGUUUCCAAAGAAAAUUGCCUGUUUCACAUAUUAUAUGUCUGUGAGGAGUUAGCAGAGCUGCUAGGUGACUUCAACAGGAGACGCGGUUUGAGUUUUCAUUGUGUACUGUGCAACUAUGAUUAUACAGAAAAUAUUUAUUUAUUAAUAAGUUAUUACAUUUAAUUUUUAAGAAGUUUAACAUGUGCUGCAUUGUUAAAAUAGGCUGAGUGCCUCAUCUUUCCUCUCACUGCGGCAUCAGGGUACCAAGUACGGACUAAUGGACCCUUAUCAUCCAGAACCUUCUCAGGAGUGUUAACUAUACCACUGUGUGCUGCAGCCACUUGACAAAACCUUUCAGUGUAUUCCCUUACAAUUUCAUCUUUCUUCUGUACACACUACUGACUCUUGACCAGUCUACCUUGGGCCAAAUAAUGAUCUGUAACUCUCAGAACUCCCUCUCACAAGUCAUAUUUACUUGCUUACUGAAACUCAAAGCAUCAAUAGCAGUUUCAAAAUAUCAUAUAAAAAAUAUAAACUCUGACCCGUGU